ACAACAAAACCUUUUCCUCUUUUCUUUCUCCUGCUGUCUUUUGUGUGUAUCUAUUCUCAUUCUAUAAUUGUACUUUACAAUAGUUCUUGUUCUAAUAUAAGGGUUUCUUUAAUGUGAAAAAGACUUGUUUUUUUCUUCCAAUAAAAAGCCAUUCACUUGGGUGCUCUUUUUUCACUUCAAAGUUUUCAACUUUCUUCAAUUUUAGAGUGACAACUUUUGCUUAAAAGAAAGAAAUGUAUGCAGAAAGUGGGCUAAUUUUCCCUUAUUUUCAGAGUUUCUCUCCUGAUGUUCAACAAUUUGAUGAUUUCUGUUACUCACCCAAAUCCAAUUCUUGCUUGGAUAGUAUGGUUCAGAGCUCUAAUAUAUCAGAUUAUGAUCUUGGGGUUGAAGGGGAUCUUUUCAAAGCACCAGAACCAAUAGUUGACCAACCAUUGACCACUCUUGACCCCAUGACUGCUGCCAUGGCAAUGAUCUCUUGUGGAGAAGAAAACAUUUCUUCACAAGAUCUCAAUGUUACUGAUAUUGAAUCACUUCAAAAUGAGAACUUUUUAAAUGAUGUUUUCCAUGAAUAUAAAGAUAUCCUGGAGAUUGGAGAAACUGAAACAUCACCACUCUCGGAGGUUUUGAAUUAUAAGUUCCCUGUCAAAACAGAUGAGAGUUUUGUUGUGAAAGAAAAUGUUCAUCCUCCUGGACAAAUCCCGAAAAGUAUGAGCUCUGAUUGUUUAAGCUCAAAGGAGUGGAUUCAAGGGGCUCAAAUUAAUCCUAGUUUUCCAAAUAUUACUGAAGUGGACUUUGGAAAUAUUUAUGGAAUGCGAAGGGCGUUCAGUGAAGGAGACAUAAAGACUCUUGCUAAUGGAAAUGGAGGCCAUAGGCAGCCGUCUCUUAGGCAGCCACAACUCAUUAGUGAACACACCACUGAAGACCGCUGGCAGAAGCUCUCAAGAUACAGGAGUAAGAAGACGAAGAGGAAUUUUGGUAGAAAAAUUAAGUAUGCAUGUAGGAAGGCAUUAGCAGACAGUCAACCAAGGAUCAGGGGAAGGUUUGCAAAGACAGAGUGAAAUCAUGACAAAAGCAAUGUAGAAAAACUAUGUAGGAAUGAUUAUAUGAAUAUGAAGUAGUCGGGCCUGGCCAAAGUUAAAAGUCGGGUUUUACUAAAUAAGCGUUCGUAUUGUAUGGUAUCUUAUUAGAAGAUGCAAUAAUGUUGUAGUUCAUGUACAUUCCAAAUGUUGAAUCCAUGUAUGUAACUUUGUAUACAGUUGGUUCUUUAAAUUCUACUAGUUUUGUUGAGUAAA
Messenger RNA from Erigeron canadensis, 1292 nucleotides. RefSeq lists its product as uncharacterized. The transcript has 4 exons. Gene Ontology annotation, molecular function: protein binding. NCBI's taxonomy places the organism in Eukaryota, Viridiplantae, Streptophyta, Magnoliopsida, Asterales, Asteraceae. Gene Ontology annotation, cellular component: nucleus. Bases 234 to 1058 code for a protein of 274 amino acids. Gene Ontology annotation, biological process: regulation of flower development. The record is from RefSeq and is a predicted model, not a curated record.